AUGGAUCCCUACGAAGCAAACCCGGAAAACAUACCCGCAAACGACCGGUAUGCCGACAUCCCCAUGUUCGGCCGCUACGCCGCCAAGCCCGACGACUUCCGCCCCGACCCGGGGCACAUCCUGUCGACGACGGCCGAGUCACUCGCGGCGGCCGCGACGUACGACGAGGACGUGCUGGAUUCUGAUGCGGUCGCGCGAGACUACGCGUACACCGAUGCCAACGAGGUCAAGGCCAUUGCCCUGGCCAGGGGCGCGCUGAUGGGGGUCAAUGUCCGCGUCCCGUGUGUGUACUUUGCUGGCAAGAUAAACGGCCACCAGGUGCUCAUCCAAGAGCGCAUCCCCGGCGUCGCGCUGUGCGUGGCAUGGGCGUACCUGUCGAUCCGCCCGCCAGUAGUAGCACCAGCACCAGCACCAGCGUCGUGCGCCUUCCCGUCGUAUGUCAUGCCGGACCCGGACCCGGACCCGGUUGCGCACAGGGGGAUCUCGGCCGCCGAGAGGGAUAUUCUCUUCUCGUCGAGCGAGGUUACGAGAAGCGGCAACGCCGAAACUGAGGGCGGCGGUGAGGGUGAAGGCAAAUUGGAGCUAGACGCUGAAGAGGACGACGACGACUUCAGCCUAAUGCACAGCCAUCUUACUACGUCAAACUGCAUCGUCGACAGGGGCGACCGGCUCAUGGGGCUUAUGCAGGGGCCGCGGAGAGAGAAUUACGCGGCGCUGAACCUGCCCGAGGACGUUCUGCAGGAUAUUCUGUACUGGAAUGAUCUGUAUGAUGGUGCUGUGUAA
Molecule: messenger RNA, 783 nt
Organism: Lasiosphaeria miniovina
Lineage: Eukaryota; Fungi; Ascomycota; Sordariomycetes; Sordariales; Lasiosphaeriaceae
Exons: 6
Coding region: 1-783 (260 amino acids)
Source: RefSeq, a predicted model, not a curated record